UGAAAGGAUGCUAUUCAAGGCAGUGGGCAUGGUCUGUGCUAUCUGUCUUCGCCAUCACGUCUUCCUUCUCUGUCAGCAACCCCUCGCAACCUGUUAAUUUACGACUUCCUCCUACAUUGCAGCCCCCAUGGACGCUGUGUGGAGCGAUGAGCUGCGCACGCCUUACAGUCCAACGACAUAAAACUACUCGUUUUAAGAUACCUAGGAUAGGCUCCAGCACUCCCACGACCCUUGUGAGGAUAAGUGGUUCAGAAAAUAGAUGGACGUAUUGCAGUCAAUCUCAAGAAAAGUCCCAAGCAAUUCUGUGUCGAAUCACAGUGUUUGCCAACCCCGACGCGCAGGUGGUGGACCGACCCGCCCAGAGCGGUUCAGUCAUUUCUGGAGGAAGACUUAAGUGUGUGUCACCAGCAAGAACCUUUAAAAAAAAAAGUUCCAUCCGAAGCCCGAGGAACAAUGAGUACCAUGGCAACAGAGAUUGUUGGUUUUUUUCUGACUGUCUCGGGGUGGAUCCUGGUGUCAUCCACACUUCCUGCUGACUACUGGAAGGUGUCCUCAGUGGACGGGACGGUCAUUACUACGGCUACCUUCUGGUCCAACCUAUGGAAAACAUGCGUGACCGAUUCCACAGGCGUGUCCAACUGCAAGGAUUUUCCCUCCAUGCUGGCUCUGGACGCUUACAUUCAAGUAUGUCGGGGCUUGAUGAUUGCGGCCGUGUUUCUGGGCUUCCUCGGGGCCACACUUGCCCUGCUUGGAAUGAAGUGCACAAGAGUAGGAGGCUCAGAGACCACCAAAGCUCGCCUGGCGGUCUUUGCAGGAUUCCAGUUUAUCCUCUGUGGCCUGUGCUGUGCGACUGCCUGCUCCAUUUAUGCUCACAGGAUAACCACAGACUUCUUUGACCCACUUUUUGUUGCUCAGAAUUGUUUGAUGUCUGUAACAGGUUUGAACUGGGAGCAGCGCUGUUCAUCGGCUGGGCCGGAUCUGUUCUAUGCAUCUUGGGAGGUUCCAUUUUCUGUCUCUCCCUGUCAACGGGCUCAAGCUUCAGGCAAGUUCACUGGUAACAAUAAACUCCAUUCGGGAACACAUUCACCUCUAAAUCUUGCUUUUACACCAUUUUUUUUCUCAAUGGUGAUUCGUCGCCAUUGGCUCAUAGUUCUGAGGUUCAGGAAUCAAUCCCAGACCCGGAUGCAGGGAACUUUCAUGUUCUCCCCGUGCCUGUGUGGGUUUUUGCCGAGUACUCUGGUUUCCUCCCACAUCUCCAAAACGUGCAACAUUAAUUUGAAACGCUUAAUCACCCCGAGGUGUGAUUGUGAGUACGACUGUUGUCUCUCGAUGUGCCCUGCGAUUGGCUGGCAACCAGUUCACACACAUCCAUCCAUUUUCUGAAGUAAAUAUGUCCAUAAAGGGUGUCCCAAAAAAUGUAUUAACACUUUAAAACCGCACUCACAAUCACACCUAGGGGCAAUUUAGUGUCCAAUUAAUGUUGCAUGUUUUUGGGAUGUGGGAGGAAACCGGAGUGCCCGGAGAAAACCCACACAGGCACGGGAAGACCAUGCAAACUCCAGACAGGGAGGGCCGGGAUUGAACCGCGCCACCCAAUUUGUUCUCAUCAGGAAAAAUGGUACAGUAAUACGGAUGAAUGGGUGGCUGGCGACCAGUUUUUUUCUGUUUGUCUCUGUUUGCAGAGUCCAUCACAAACACGGCGAGCGCAGCAAGACUGCGAGCAGCCUCCAAAGAGAGCUUCUGGAGCCACCCAGGCAGUUUGGAAGAAACGCCUACGUGUGAAAUCGCUUGUCAACAUAAGAUCGUGCGUGCAUGUGUGUGAAC
This is a messenger RNA of Syngnathoides biaculeatus (alligator pipefish), 1824 nucleotides long. RefSeq names its product claudin-10-like. The record is from RefSeq and is a predicted model, not a curated record. Gene Ontology annotation, molecular function: structural molecule activity. Gene Ontology annotation, cellular component: bicellular tight junction; plasma membrane. Lineage: Eukaryota; Metazoa; Chordata; Actinopteri; Syngnathiformes; Syngnathidae. Gene Ontology annotation, biological process: cell adhesion; bicellular tight junction assembly. The transcript has 4 exons. The coding region runs from base 454 to 1383 and encodes 309 amino acids.